Colossoma macropomum (tambaqui) is the source of this 2970-nucleotide messenger RNA. RefSeq names its product exocyst complex component 6B-like. The record is from RefSeq and is a predicted model, not a curated record. Gene Ontology annotation, biological process: Golgi to plasma membrane transport; intracellular protein transport; exocytosis. NCBI's taxonomy places the organism in Eukaryota, Metazoa, Chordata, Actinopteri, Characiformes, Serrasalmidae. Gene Ontology annotation, cellular component: exocyst; membrane.
GGUGCCCGGGAUACAUUUGAGAACUACUACAGGAAGCAGAGGAGGAAACAAGCUCGACUUGUGUUGCAGCCACAUUCUAACAUGCAUGAAACACUAGAGGGAUACAGGCGGUACUUCAAUCAAAUUGUAGGUUUCUUUGUAGUAGAGGACCACAUCCUGCAUACGACUCAGGGUCUGGUGAAUAGAGCUUAUGUGGAGGAGUUAUGGGAACUGGCCCUGUCAAAGACGAUUGCAGCACUACGUACCCACUCAUCCUACUGCACUGACCCUGACCUAAUUCUGGAUCUGAAGAACCUCAUAGUCCUUUUUGCAGACACACUGCAGGGUUAUGGGUUUCCAGUGAACCAGCUCUUUGACAUGCUGCUUGAAAUGAGAGAUCAAUAUGGAGAGAUUCUUCUAAAGAAAUGGAACCAGUCCUUCAGGCAAAUCAUUGAUCAAGACAAUUACAGUCCAAUCCCUGUGGCAACAGAGGAGGAGUACCGGCGAAUAGCAGGCCAAUUCCCCUUCCAGGACCCAGAGCUAGAAAAGAUACCUUUUCCGAAGAAACUUCCAUUCUCUGAGUUUGUACCCAAAGUAUACUCUCAACUCAAGGAGUUCAUCUACGCUUGCCUCAAAUACUCAGAGGACCUGCACCUUAGUUCUACAGAAAUUGACGACAUGAUCCGAAAGUCAACCAACCUGCUGCUCACAAGAACCCUCAGUAACUGCUUGCAGUAUGCCAUCAAGAAGAAGAACGUGGGAUUAGCAGAAUUGGUUCAAAUAAUCGUAAACACGACUCACCUGGAGAUGUCCUGUCACUACCUGGAAGAGUUCAUCUCCAACAUCACCAAUGUGCCUCCAGACACAGUCAAUGCCACCAAACUCUAUGGCACUUCCACCUUCAAGGAUGCAAGGCAUUCGGCAGAAGAGGAGAUCUACACUAACCUGAAUCUGAAGAUUGAUCAGUUCCUUCAGCUGGCUGAUUAUGAUUGGAUGGCGGCCCAAGGGGGUGGGCAGGCCAGUGACUACCUGAGUGACCUCAUCGCCUUCCUCUGCAGCACUUUUGCAGUGUUCACACACCUGCCUGGAAAAGUUGCUCAGACAGCUUGUAUGUCUGCGUGUAAACACCUCUCCACCUCCUUGCUGCAGCUGCUGCUGGAGGCCGAUGUCAGGCAGGUAUCCAUGGGAGCGCUGCAGCAGUUCAACGUUGACGUCAAAGAAUGUGAGAGGUUUGCCAGGGCCGGCCCGGUGCCUGGCUUCCAGGGGGACACUCUGCUGCUCGCCUUCAUCGACUUGAGACAACUGUUAGAUCUCUUUACCCAGUGGGACUGGUCUACGUACCUUGCUGAUUAUGGACGUCCUACCUGCAAGUACUUGAGGGUCAACCCACAUACUGCCCUCGCCCUUUUGGAGAAGAUUUCUCGAGCGAUGAAGGACACUAGUCGGAAAAACAACAUGUUUGCUCAGUUCCGUAAGAACGAGCGCGACAAACAGAAGCUGAUCGAUGCAGUCGUCAAGCAGCUGAGGAACCUCAUCGCUACCCACCAGUCCUGAGUCCACUGAUUGUUAUGUCAGCUAACCCCUGCAUGUCUUCCUUGACUGGUCAGCUUUUCUGACAGAGCAGACUACACUGACACGUCUUUAUUGGUGAUGGGGGGGGCUCUUCACAGUUUAACUGUAAAAGACAACUACAACAACAAAAAAAAAGUUGCACUAACAUACAUGAGUGCCAUGAGUCUUUGAAGACUAAUAUGUGCCUCACCCUGAGGUGUGCCUAUUAUGCCCAGACUGUUUUGCCAUCCUGUGCAAAUGUCUUACCAAUAUAACUCAGUGCCCUCAGUGUAAAUGAGACCUCGAGUUACCUGUCUUCCUAUAUAACUAUCUAAGCACACCAUAGAGUUGCCAGAUUGAGUUUUCACCAUAGCCAUUCUUUUGGUUCCCUUUCUUUUUAUGUUUCAGUGACACUUUGGUUGACAGCUCUCCAUACCUACCAACAGCACAUUUGCCAGUAUCCAUGUAUUUAUCUAUUUGGACCCAUACUUUAUAGAUAGAACUAGACUGUUACUUGUUACAAUGCAUCCUAGAAAUUGUAGUCUUAAAAUACUGCACAGUUCUGACUAUUAGUCAAACUGGAACAUGUAAUAGUCACUCUUCUACAUUUAGUAGGCCUUUAAAUAGAACAUAGGGCAGGAAUGAAGUUGCAAAUCAGUACUGUUUUUGCUUUAACCUUACCCUUCCACAGGGACUCAAUCUACUACUGGCAUUCUCCAUGCAGUGCUUAUGCAGAGACCACCUGCCAGAUCUAGAUAAAUCUCUUUUUGCUAAGGGAAAGCAGACAGCCUUUUGCAGUCUUCCAUUUCACCCAUGUGUUUGUGUUUGUUUACGCAACUUAAAGUGGGUGAAUACUCAUCUGAAAAAAGUGAGUGUGAAAUUGCUGUACUUAAAUGAUGGGUUUUCCUCCCUAGUGUUUUCUCACAUAAACGUGGGUGCAAUUUUACUUGCCUUUCAAAGAGGGAAAGAAUUAGAACAUUUUAGUUAAAGAAGGGGAGUGUAGUUCAGUUUUUAGUGGUUUAGUGAUAUAAACCCUACACCUUUAUAAAGGGAUACAAAUAUAAUCCGAAACUAAAGGGAAUUUUCCUCUGUUCUCUCAUCUUAAAGGAGACAGUUGUGGUGUUAGAAUGAGUGUGUAUGAGUAUGUUCACCGUUUUCUGGUUGUGCUGUUUGUGCCUUGACCUUUUUUUUCCACCACAGGAAUUGAUUUAAGUGUUCUGCACUGCACCUAGACUUGGUUUUGUGACCAAGCCAUGGGAAUGUAUGUGUGAGGAAGAGAGAGAAUGACGAGCCGUAAGAAUGUGUGUCUGUGUGUGAGUUUAUGUAUAGAAAAACUUUAUUCAUUUUGGUGUUGAUGGAGACAGGUGCACUGUACAGACUGUAAUGUUAAACCACUAAUGAAUGACCUUACAAUACUAAUAAAGUCUAAAAUGCCAACAA